This is a messenger RNA of Cyprinus carpio (common carp), 2302 nucleotides long. RefSeq names its product kelch-like protein 32. Gene Ontology annotation, molecular function: protein binding. NCBI's taxonomy places the organism in Eukaryota, Metazoa, Chordata, Actinopteri, Cypriniformes, Cyprinidae. The record is from RefSeq and is a predicted model, not a curated record.
CUAUGUAGAGAUUGUUUGUUAACUUCUGCCAUAACAUGUCAUAGUUUAAUAUAUUUUAUGUAAGAUAAGAAUAUGUAAGAUAAUGCACUAUUCAAAACAACUUCUGUGCCAGUUCAAAUAUUUAAUUGAGAAAAACAAUGUUUUAAAUACAUAGAGCCAUAUUAUGUACAGUAAUCGAGCAUCAUCAGUUCCCAACAUGGUUCAGGUGUUGUGUAAUUCAGUAAACUGAACAGAGUGGGCCACCAUAUUUAGUUUCCUGUUUCAGCAAUCCCCUAAAAUAGCUCUACUGCGAUUGCGUUUGCACACAGGCGCCAUAUUAAGCCUUGAAAACCUCUAUGCAUGAUCUACCAAAGAAAAAAAGGCUGGAUUUAUCCUCCAUCCACCAUGGAAUGACAUGGCCUUGGCUGGGAUUGUGAGUCAGGAUUAGCAUGAUAGUCUAGAAAAGUUCCAAAUGCAACAUUUUAACUGCAUUCAAAUUGCAGCUGAAGAGGCAUACAAAACUUUUAAGUCCUACAAGUAUUAGGGUAUUCUACCUAAAUGAGAACAUGGCUAAUGUAUGGCAGUUUAUAGUUGUGGCAUUAAUGUACUUUUGCACAUUGCUGAAAAGAAGUUUAGAACAGAUACAGAGAUGUUUGUGCUUCAAAAGUAGUUUAAACUGGGUUCAGUUCAGACAGGCAGAUUCUGAUGCUGUAGAAGAGAAGUCUGAUAACAUACAGGCAGACGUCUGGAGAACAAAUCAAGAGUACAGGACCUAUCGGAACCAGAGCAAUGGAUCAAUGGUAAUGGUGCAAACCAGCACACAUACUUUCCAUGUGAGUAUCUACAUAGGCAUACACCUAAACCACAGACUGUGUAACAACCCUGGCCCACAAACACAUGAUGUCAUGCUUUUCGGCACUUACUUCCAGGUGGAUCUGGAGAAGCUUGCAGACUGCAGCGAGUAUUUCAAGGCUCUGUCUCACUCCUGCAUGAGAGAGACAUCCGAACAGCUGGUACACCUUGACCAUGUUCCCUCUAUAGUCUUCCACAACCUUCUACAAUUCUGCUUCCUACAGCAGUUCUGCAUUUCUGAAGACCUCCUUGGGGAACACCUACGGGUGAGCACUUACCUGCUUGCUUCCGGGUUCACCAAUCGUCUACUGAUUGCCCUCUCUCAGGUUCUAACAGAGCACACCUGCUUAGGCUAUCUACAGCUGGCUGAGGAACUCUGCAGUGAGGAGCUCCAAGAGACUGUGCUAACAUACCUGAGCAAGUAUCUAUUGGAGCGUUCACACCUGUGCCAGGGCUUGGAUCCGCACCUUAAAACUAAGCUUCUCAGAUUAAGGUCAAAGGGAACUCCACACUUAUGCUGCUUGAGAAAGGAGAACUUGACCUCAAGGAAUGACCCAGAAACAGAUGCUGCUCGAAAGCUCUUCAGGCUGGAGGAAGACCAGGAUUAUCGGAAAUGGAGUUCUCUCACAGAUCUGCCUUUUUGUGCAGAUAAGUGGUGCUUUACCACAGCGGUUCUCUAUAAUUACCUUUAUCUCAUAGGGGGUUAUAGACACCGUGUAAAGAAGGGUUAUGAGUUCAAGAUGGCUUCCUUCCGCUACAACCCUUUUACCAAUCAAUGGGUAUCAACAGCUCCUCUAAUUAAGCACAGGCGUCACUUCAGUGCAGCUGUGUGUGAGGGGAGAAUCUUUGCUGUGGGCGGCUGGUAUCUGGAUUCCCUUGUGACUCCUGACUCUAGCACAGGCGUCUACACUGCUGUAGAGAGGUACGAUCCAUGGAAGGACACCUGGGAAUUUGUUUCCUCUCUCCCUCUGACAGACUUCCAGUUCAGCCUGUCCCUUUCCCAUGAUUCCCCACUCACAACCAGCCUGGGACACUGCCUCUAUGUACUGGGGAACAUCCAGAGAACUGGAGAGAAACUGGUGUUGCGCUACGAUACUAGACAAGAUUGCUGGUGUGAGCUGCUCCCCACACUAACCCGCUCCAGUGCAGACCUCCCCAUCUUGAACUUCCUGGGUGCUGCUAAUAGUCAGUUGGUUGUAAUUGGAGGGAACAAUUCUGAAACCAUGCUGACAUCUUUCUGCGUGGACUCUCAUAAGUGGGGCCGUAUCAGAGCAAUGGAGAGAACCACUUUAAUUGGUCAGGGCACCAUUCUGCAUAAUGAGGUCUACAUGUCAGGGAUGAAGGACAAUUCUGUAAUUAAACUGAACCUGCAUUCACUGUCCCUCUGUCCUCUUCCUUCCCUUCCUGUCACCACCUGCUACGAGAGCCUUUUCCACCUCUACUUCUGACCUUCUUUUUCUUCUUGUUUUAU